AUGUCUGCUCCUUCCUUCGCCAAUUACGUCGUCAAGCGGCCGUGGCUGCACCGCUGGCUGAUGCCCAUCGCCGAGUGGUACACCAACGCUGCUGGUUACAGAAGACUGGGUUUGAAGGCCGAUGACCUGAUCCCCGAGGAAAACGACGUCGUCCAGAAGGCCAUCAAGCGUCUUCCUCCCAAGGAAGCCUACGACCGCGUCUUUCGUCUGCGUCGGGCAUUCCAGUGCUCUCUGUCGCACACUCUCCUUCCCCCGGAGGAGCAGACGAAGCCUGAGGAGGACAAGGAGUACCUGAGCCCGAUCAUCCGCGAAAUCGAGAAGGAGAUCAAGGAACGCCAGGACCUGGACAACCUCGUCGUGAAGCGGAAAUAG
This is a messenger RNA of Rasamsonia emersonii CBS 393.64, 372 nucleotides long. RefSeq names its product Ubiquinol--cytochrome-c reductase. NCBI's taxonomy places the organism in Eukaryota, Fungi, Ascomycota, Eurotiomycetes, Eurotiales, Trichocomaceae. The record is from RefSeq and is a predicted model, not a curated record. Bases 1 to 372 code for a protein of 123 amino acids. Gene Ontology annotation, biological process: mitochondrial electron transport, ubiquinol to cytochrome c. The transcript has 4 exons.